Messenger RNA from Didymodactylos carnosus, 665 nucleotides. The record is from the annotation of a GenBank genome assembly. Lineage: Eukaryota; Metazoa; Rotifera; Eurotatoria; Philodinida; Philodinidae.
AUGUCAAAAGUCGGUAUGCGAGAGAAUAUAUGUAGAAGUAUUGAUCAUAAUCACGCACCAGAUCCUGAUAAGAUUACUGCUGCAAUAUUUAAAUCAACUAUUAGAGAAAAAUCAGUGGCUUCACACGAUCCACCUCGUCGAUUAAUCAGAAAUGCGGAACAAGCUAUCCAUCCAGAUGAUAUCAGUUCACUUCCAUCAUAUCAAGCGUCACAACGUACAAUCGAAAGACGUAGUAAAAAAGCAGAUCAUCCAUUACCAACACCACAACAGCUGAGUGAUAUUCAUUUUCCGCAAGAACUUACUCUUACAACAACAACAAAUGAACGCUUUUUAUUAUGUGGUAUUAAUCAUCACCAACACGGAAUUAUUAUAUUUGCAUCGGACAAAGACCUUGAACGUUUAUCGAAUUCAGAAAGAUGGCAUUGUGAUGGCACGUUUAAAAUUGCACCUCAAUUAUUUCAUCAAAUGUAUACAAUUCAUGGAAUAAUUAAAAACAAAAGUGUACCGUUAGUUUAUGCAUUCUUAAGCGGAAAAUCAGAACAAUUAUAUGAAGAAAUGUUUAACGAAAUUAUUAAUAAUAUUACCAAAGAGCCAAAAUUUGUUACUAUUGAUUUUGAAAUUGCAGUAGCCAAUGCUCUUAAAGCAACAUUUCAAAAUGUCACUGU